AUGGAGGAUAGCCCGCUGUCUGUCAUCGCCAACAUCGCCGGCAUUCUCACCUUUGCCGUGGCCAUCUUGGCGUCCAUCUAUGUCCGCUUUGUGUCCUUGCGCAAUGGUCGCAUCGAGAUGCAAUCGAUUCAAGACUCCGUCGUAGACGUUCUGAACGAUCUUGAGAAGAUGAAUAGUUCAGCUUCAGCCGUUCUGCAAGGCAAUACCCACCUCAUCGUCAAUCAAGACGACGAAGACGAUGUUAUCUGGUUAAAGAGACUUGGGAGUUCGUUGCUUGCGACAGAGAUUUUAAUCCUCGCUUACUGUUUGCGCGCUAUGAAUGCAGAGACGAGCAUGGUGGAAGCCGCAUUGUCAUCCGCGCGAUCUCUUCAAGAUAUUGGGAUCACCCCCACAACAUUUACAGAUUUCGUCUUGAAAUCUCGAGAAGCGACUCAAAAAGCGACUCAAAAAGCGGCUCAAAACUCGUCAGACCACCUGAAGCAAUUCAUGUAUCUACUCCCCGAGCCCCUCACAGACCAGCUCCCUAUGUCCUGGGUGCUUUACGUACUGACAGUGGGGUCAACACCAACUCUGAUGCGGUGGUAUCGAGUUCGAGAAAAGGUUUUAGAAAAGGUGCGCGAGAGGGAGAUCUUACGAUCACGCAUACUAUCUCACCAGGUUUCAAUGGCGAAUUCGUAA
Alternaria viburni is the source of this 678-nucleotide messenger RNA. RefSeq lists its product as uncharacterized. The record is from RefSeq and is a predicted model, not a curated record. Bases 1 to 678 code for a protein of 225 amino acids. The transcript has a single exon. NCBI's taxonomy places the organism in Eukaryota, Fungi, Ascomycota, Dothideomycetes, Pleosporales, Pleosporaceae.